Anastrepha obliqua is the source of this 1109-nucleotide messenger RNA. RefSeq names its product zinc finger protein 239. The transcript is spliced from 4 exons. NCBI's taxonomy places the organism in Eukaryota, Metazoa, Arthropoda, Insecta, Diptera, Tephritidae. Bases 171 to 1001 code for a protein of 276 amino acids. Gene Ontology annotation, biological process: regulation of transcription by RNA polymerase II. Gene Ontology annotation, molecular function: RNA polymerase II cis-regulatory region sequence-specific DNA binding; DNA-binding transcription factor activity, RNA polymerase II-specific. The record is from RefSeq and is a predicted model, not a curated record.
AACGAGUUUAAUUUCUUCGAGCAUCAGCUGUCAGAUUUUAACAAUUUUUUGUAGCGACGAGGAAAAUUGCCGCUGUUGUUGCAGACUAUCCGAAAAUUUGUGCAUUUCUGUUUUGCAAAUUUGGUGAUUUGAGUUAAAUUGGAGGAUCCCUGUCCGCUGUCAUCUCCAAUAUGUCUGCAGCCGAUGAAUUUGAGGAACCAGCACCUGCGCCCACCUAUAAUUGCAAACGGUGUAAAAAGACAUUUACUUGCAAACGAGAUCAACUACUACACAAAAAGGAAGUACAUUUUCAAGCAAAAUCAUCUUAUGAGUGCAAAUUGUGCUCGAAAUUCUUCUGCAACAGUGGCAAUUUAGAACGUCACAUGAAGGUUCACAACGAUGUGCGUCCAUUUGUGUGUCAUAUUUGUGAGAAGGCAUUUGCACAAGCCGUUAAUUUACAACGCCAUUUCUCGGUGCACAAUGGAGAGCGACCAUACCAAUGCAGUUUUUGUACCAAAUCGUUUACUCAACAAAGUAACAUGCAUCGCCAUCAACUAACUCAUACUGGUGAGAAACCAUUCCGUUGUAAGCGAUGCGGUCGGUAUUUCUCUCAGCGCGUCAAUCUUAAGAAACACAUAAUGGGCCAUCUAAACGCGAAACCUUACUCCUGUGGUAUCUGUCAGAAAUCCUUUAUACAACUUAGUAAUUUCAAAAAGCAUCUGCAAUCUCAUGUUAGAGACGGAAUCGAAGUGGAUGUGGCAGCUACUGUUGCCGCUGCAACUGCUGCAGCUCGUCAAAAUAUUGAUCUUGCAUCUCAGCCAGUGGCUUUUGAAUGCGCUAUUUGCCGCAGCAUUUAUGAUAAUUUUGCUGAUUUUGAAAUGCAUGAAAGUGCAUGCACUGGAGCUGUACAACCGAAAGUGGAAGCUCUGGAACCAAAUAACUCUGUUGAAAUGUUUGCUCCAAUGAAAUUUGAGGUUUCUCAUCUGGACACUCAUGAAAUAAUUAUUGAGACUACCCGAUAAAACUACUGAAUUAAAAAGAACAUGUUUGAUGAAACAUAAAUUUAAAAUACACCUAAAAAUAAAAUAAUAGCAUACGAGUGCGCACUUACAAAAGAUUACUGACACUUU